Molecule: messenger RNA, 908 nt
Organism: Pelobates fuscus (common spadefoot toad)
Lineage: Eukaryota; Metazoa; Chordata; Amphibia; Anura; Pelobatidae
Gene: DCTN5
Product: dynactin subunit 5
Exons: 6
Coding region: 58-606 (182 amino acids)
Cellular component (GO): dynactin complex
Source: RefSeq, a predicted model, not a curated record
ACCGGCUGCCCCGCCCCCGGUCUGUGAGGGCGGAAGUGACGUCACCCCGGUGGAGCCAUGGAGCUGAGUGAGCUGCUGUAUAAUAAAUCGGAAUAUAUCGAGACCGCAUCUGGAAAUAAAGUCAGCAGACAGUCUGUGUUGUGUGGCAGUCAGAACAUAGUCCUGAAUGGAAAGACAAUUGUUAUGAAUGACUGUAUCAUCCGAGGGGACCUGGCAAAUGUUCGAGUGGGUCGUCACUGUGUCAUAAAAAGCCGCAGCGUAAUCAGGCCUCCAUUUAAAAAAUUCAGCAAAGGGGUGGCUUUCUUUCCUCUACACAUCGGUGACCAUGUUUUCAUAGAAGAAGACUGUGUGGUUAAUGCAGCUCAGAUCGGAUCCUAUGUCCACAUAGGAAAGAACUGUGUUAUUGGCCGCAGAUGUGUUUUAAAAGACUGCUGCAAAAUCCUGGACAACACCGUCUUACCUCCCGAAACUGUGGUCCCACCAUUCACUGUAUUCGCAGGGUGUCCUGGACUUUUCUCCGGAGAGCUUCCAGAAUGCACUCAGGAACUCAUGAUUGACGUGACCAAAAGUUACUACCAAAAAUUCCUCCCCCUGACGCAGAUCUAGAAGCAGCCUCUCUCAUCCCGAGCACCUUUCCCUUUUUGUUUGUUUUUUGUACAUAAAAGUCCCAUUGGAUCACCCUUUUCCUCUAGCUCACACUAUGUAUUUAUUAACCUUGUUCACUUUUUGACGACCGUUAAGCUUUGUGCGGACCCAACAAGCUCUCACGCAAACAAUAGAGGAUUUACAUAUUGCCAUUCCUGUCACUGCUGUAAAUCCUCCAGGCCAUUCAUUAACAAUGCCUCCCUUCACCUCUGGUCAUUGAGUGAGAUUAUCAUUGUCAUUACAAUAAAUAAUUACAUUCUCUA